UUACAAAUGAACUACUUGUCUUGUAAACAAAACGCACAUUUUAGAAUUAGAUUAGAAUAUUUUAGAUGAACAUUUCUAUACUGAAAAAUGUUUAUUCUAGCUGAAUUAAAAAAUGUUACAAGAAUACCACCAGAACUUUUUAACUUGAAAUUAAAUGAUGCAAUAGCAGGAGAAUUGAACAAAAAGCUUGCAAACAAGGUUGUUCUUAAUGUUGGACUCUGUAUUGCUUUAUAUGACAUAAUAAAUCUUCAAGAAUCAUACAUAUUCCCUGGUGAUGGAGCAUCGCAUACAAGAGUAAAAUUCAGAUUUAUUGUCUUUAGACCGUUUGUAGAAGAAAUCUUGAUAGGAAAAAUACGUAGUUGUAGUCAAGAAGGUGUUCAUGUAACUUUAGGAUUUUUUGAAGAUAUUAUCAUACCUCCAACUGCAUUGCAACAUCCUUCAAGAUUUAAUGAGACUGAACAAGCAUGGGUUUGGGAGUAUGAUACUGGAGAUGGAAGCAAACAUGACCUUUUCAUGGAUGCUGGUGAAACGAUUAGAUUUAGGGUCAUUGCAGAAAUGUUUAAUGAGACUUGCCCUGCUGGGCCUACAGUACAAGAGGCUCAAGAAAGUACAGAUAGUAAAAUACCUUAUACCCUAACUGGUAGUAUAAAUGAACCUGGGUUAGGUUUACUAACAUGGUGGGACAAUUAACUAUAGAUGACAAAUAUAAUAAAAUUAUAUUAAAAUUUUGUAAGUAUUGUUGAAGAUGCCUAUGGAUUAUUGUAAAUAAAUGUGAUGAAACCAA
Molecule: messenger RNA, 784 nt
Organism: Psylliodes chrysocephalus
Lineage: Eukaryota; Metazoa; Arthropoda; Insecta; Coleoptera; Chrysomelidae
Source: the annotation of a GenBank genome assembly